GUUGGGUUCUCUUUCCCACAAUCCUAUGUGAACAAAGCAGGCAAUGAAUAAAUGAUAUUCGUUCAAAGGGGCUUGGCGCAGUUGGCUGGAUGGUGUUGAACCAACAAUGUCACAGCGCAUUGACCCAGGGCGAGGAGUCAACGUGAACAUGAUGUAUUCACUUUCUACCUUUUUGCCCCACCAUGCAUAGACACUGCUAUCAUCAUGACUUCUAUCUCCAGCACCAGCUCAGGCUCCUCAGGAGAGAUAUAUGGCUUGGGUAUUCGCCUUGGUUUGUAUCUGCAUUGGGCAUCAUUGCUUCUGUUGCGGGUGACCUGCUACGAUCAUGGGCCUCUCUUCGUCGUGUACGCACCAGCUGCCUUCUGAUCUGCUGUGCAGUUUCGGCCAAGUUCCUGGUUGAAUAUAUUCCUCCGGACUUCCUUAUUGUGUAUUACUUGAUGGUCGUGCUCUUUCUCCAGGACUCGUAUAAUCUCUACGAAAGGCGCAAUGAGCCGAACACAGGAUUUCGGUAUGAGUUACAGCCGGAUGUCGUCCUUUUGUCGCAGAACGUGUUCUGUCUGGCUGCGAAUGCUGUCUCUGCUUGGUACUGGAUCGAUGGAAUCAACCAUGUCCCAAGGGAAAGAAAUGACAGCAAAGGGGCGCUGUUGGGAACGUUCAGCCUGUACUGUAUGGCACAUCUUGGCGCAGAUUCGCCGCAGCUUUCGCGAUCAUGGUGGCGAUCUUCUUUUUGGUACUGUGCGGCUUCCAUCAAAUGGGCUUAUACUUCGCCAAAGGACCCGUCAAGCGACAGCGGCAGUACUUUCUGUCAAAGAAACAUGCUUGUCCCAACUUUUUCCCCUUCGAAAACAAAGUUGAUCUUUUCGGACCGAUUCUGCGACCAAAGCUUCCGACCGCCGCGAAAGUAUCACGUGCGUAUAGCAGCAAACCAAAGAAACUUCCGAAAAGGUUGUUACUUUUCGCGCUGCGACUGAUAUAUUGGUCGGCGAUGCAUCUUGGUUGUUCGGUUAUCGCGAUCGUAUCCGUCGAGCGAAUGAUCCUGGCUAAUAGAUUGCAAACCAAUCCUAUCCCCGGGUCAGUGGGUCAGAUACUUGUAUUAGCUAUUGGUGCUGCUAACCUGGUUGCUGUGCUUUGGGAGAUAACGCGGAACUUUUGGUGCGAGGCUCGGAAGUCACAUUCUCGCUUGCAGGAUACGCUCAGUAUGCACACAUAUUUCUCCUUCAGGCCUGUGGAAGAAGAGCAAUUGGAACUGGCGUUGCAAGAGCUACUCUACUCGUGUCGCGAUUGGAGCCUUAUCCCCGGGCUGUACGUCAUGGAUUACCGAGAAGAGUCUCUCGAUUCGCUGCUCCGAACGGCGUUGUUACGUGAACUGGUGAAAAGGCUGAAUGCGACCGUGAAGGAGGGCAAUGACCCAACGCCGAUCGGGAAAUACCUGGAAAUUCGAGCGGUAGACAAGAUGUGUCCAAGUAACGACGAAAAUGCGGGUCGUGAAGAUGUCGCAUUAAGCCAGGCAGCUGCACAUGGCCAUCUCCGAAUUCUGCAGGCUCUUCUCGAAGAUUAUGGAGGGUGUGGCAACGGCAACAGGAGGAAAGUUUCUUUACCCGGUCGCGACAAGGAUAACUUUGAGAUUCUUCUGCCCUUUCUCCAAUCUGCGGAAGAAGUCAGGAAUCUUUGCGAGUCGCUCAAGUUUGCAGAGUACGCUGCAGGGAUGACGUCUCAAUGGGAGAUACUUGGCUUGCUUGAGAAGAGUCAGGAUUAUCUUAGGGAACAGGAGAUGCAGUCCGAGGAAAAGUGGGAUACGUCUUCAACGGCAACAGUACCCGAGUCGCUGGAUCAGGGGCUCGAUUGACAGCAUAAGUAGGUUGGCGGUCGAUAAAGGCAUUUGAGAAAACAUGUAGAUAGGAAUCGGUUAACAAUCUUGCAUGUGUUCAUGUUUCUUGUUCGACGCGUCUGUCGGGUUGCUCAGCUCAAAUGGGCAGGAUGCCAGAAUGGAUCUUCCAGCUG
Messenger RNA from Aspergillus melleus, 2001 nucleotides. RefSeq lists its product as uncharacterized. The record is from RefSeq and is a predicted model, not a curated record. The coding region runs from base 710 to 1846 and encodes 378 amino acids. The transcript has a single exon. Lineage: Eukaryota; Fungi; Ascomycota; Eurotiomycetes; Eurotiales; Aspergillaceae.